UUCCCAGAGUCUCUUUUCUUCUGCCACCCCCCGCCACCACCCACCUUAACUACCCGCUAAACAAAUACAACGGAGGAACCUCCCCAUUUAACACUACACCAUAAAACAGAAGAGAAACGACGAGACAGCGACCCAAGAUGACGGACACGAUCGUUCACCCCGAUGUCCCUGCCAAUGCUGGCACACUGGAGCUUAAGGAAAAUACCAUCGUCGUCGUUCUCGGCGCAUCCGGCGAUCUCGCAAAGAAGAAGACUUUCCCAGCGCUUUUCGGUCUGUUCAGACACAACUUCCUUCCCAAGGACUGCCGUAUCGUCGGAUAUGCGCGCACGAAAAUGGACAAGAAGGAGUACCACAGCCGAGUUAAAUCAUACAUCAAGACACCCGUGAAGGAGAUGGAAGACCAGUUGAACGAGUUCUUGACGAGAUGCACCUACGUCUCGGGCAUGUACGAUCAGGACGAGUCAUUCCAGCGGCUCCGGGACCACCUGAACGAGCUUGAGAAAGGACGGCCGGAAAACCACCGCCUUUUCUACAUGGCGCUGCCCCCGAGCGUGUUCACGACUGUGUCGCAGCACCUAAAGAAGAACUGCUACCCCGAUAGGGGCAUUGCUCGUUUGAUUGUCGAGAAACCGUUCGGACGUGAUUUGCAAUCAUCGAGGGAGCUGCAGAAGGCCCUGGAGCCGGACUGGAGGGAGGAGGAAAUCUUCCGCAUUGACCAUUACUUGGGUAAGGAGAUGGUGAAGAACCUUCUGAUCCUGAGAUUCGGUAACGAGUUCUUCGGCGCGACGUGGAACCGCAACCACAUCGACAAUGUCCAGAUUACAUUCAAGGAGCCAUUCGGAACGGAAGGCCGUGGAGGUUAUUUCGACGACUUUGGUAUUAUUCGUGACGUCAUGCAGAACCAUCUGCUGCAGGUAUUGACGAUCAUCGGUAUGGAACGUCCGAUUUCGUUCUCCGCCGAGGAUAUCCGCGACGAGAAGGUCCGCGUGCUUCGUGGUAUCCCGGCUAUCGAGCCCAAGAACGUCAUCAUUGGACAGUACGGAAAGUCGCUCGACGGAAGCAAACCCGGUUACAUCGAUGACCACACCGUUCCCAAGGACUCUCGGUGCCCGACCUUCUGCGCACUCGCCGUGUACAUCAAGAACGAGCGAUGGGAUGGUGUCCCCUUCAUCUUGAAGGCCGGCAAAGCCCUUAACGAGCAGAAGACCGAGAUCCGUAUCCAGUUCAAGGACGUAACUAGCGGUAUCUUCAAGGACAUUCCCCGGAACGAGCUGGUCAUCCGUGUGCAACCCAACGAGAGUGUCUAUAUUAAGAUGAACUCCAAGCUGCCCGGUUUGAGCAUGCAGACGGCCGUCACCGAGUUGGAUCUCACAUACCGACGCCGGUUCAGCGAUCUCAAAAUCCCUGAGGCGUACGAGGCGCUCAUCUUGGACGCUCUGAAGGGAGACCACUCCAACUUUGUCCGUGACGACGAGCUCGACGCCAGUUGGAGGAUCUUCACGCCUCUUCUGCACUACCUUGACGAGAACAAGGAGAUUAUCCCCAUGGAGUACCCCUACGGAUCACGUGGACCUGCGGUUCUCGACGACUUCACCGCGUCUUACGGCUACAAGUUCAACGAUCCCGCCGGCUACCAAUGGCCAGUGCAGAGCACAGUUCCCAACAAGUUGUAAAAAAUCAGCAUAGCACAAGGCGCACACGGGUUUCGGUAGGGGCCAGUUAGAAGCCUCUGUUUUUUGUUUUCCUUCGUAAUGUGAACUUUAUUUCUCUG
Molecule: messenger RNA, 1771 nt
Organism: Tricharina praecox
Lineage: Eukaryota; Fungi; Ascomycota; Pezizomycetes; Pezizales; Pyronemataceae
Product: glucose-6-phosphate dehydrogenase
Exons: 9
Coding region: 138-1673 (511 amino acids)
Biological process (GO): glucose metabolic process; pentose-phosphate shunt, oxidative branch
Cellular component (GO): cytosol
Molecular function (GO): glucose-6-phosphate dehydrogenase activity; NADP binding
Source: RefSeq, a predicted model, not a curated record